AUGCAAGUCGCGAAAAAAUACUUCACAGAAGGCCUGAUUCAGUUGACCAUCCUGCUCAGUUUGAUUGGAGUUCGCGUGGACAUCGACAGCUACUUGAGCGGCUACUACUCGCCUCUGAUUGAAAUUAACUUGGGUCCCAGCUCAGCCUACACCCAGACGCCCUUCCAUAACUUAAGAGACACUCUCGGGGGAUACACCGUGCACCCCAAAUGCCCCGAAUUGGACUACUUUUUUGCAAGUCGCCGGCUUCUGGAGGAGGUUCGGACUCUGGGCUCUCCGCGGUUCCCCACGCAGCUGAACGCAUGGCUGGUGCACCAAGUGUCGCCCGUUGACAAGUCUGACGGUGGACAGCCUUCAACUAGCAGCAGCGCAGACACCGAGCCGGACCCAGAAAGCUACCAAGCCAGCGAUGACAGGAACCAAGAGCUUCAGCGAUCAUCCCCACCUGGGCCUUGUGUCAGCAGGGUUAUAACAGAGGAGGACGAGGACGAGGAGGAGGAGGAGGAUGAUGUCAUUAAACAAGAGGCGGAAUCUGCUCCUGUCACUCAGCUGGCACUCAGUUCCACUUUGGAACAAGAGUGUGCGCUCGAUGGCAUCGCUUCACUGUCUCAGUCACCGCGUGGCCCGCCGCCCACGACCGACUUUGACCAGCACUGGAGCCGUUUCCUCUCGAUGCCCGUCGCUAACCUCGACGACUUGGACUCUCUCGUUACCGAGCGCCUGUCAGACCUGGACAUAGACAGCAGCAGCGACAUCAACCUGGACGCCGCUUUGCUGGACGCCAUGGUAACCAGCGGCGGCGCAUUUGACGGCAGGCAGCAGAGGCCGUUAUUCCGACAGGAAUCCAGCGGCUCCGCCUGCUCGGACGCUUCGGCGGGAAUGGCCCUGGGGCUGGCCGCGCUCCCGUUCGCCUCGGUGUGUAGCUUAAGUGACGGCGCGUCGUUGCAAAGCGCGCCGGGCGACUGCUUGGAUGAGGCCGUCUUUGACCAGAUCAAUCAAUUGGGGUUGGAGGGCUUGGAAAACAUGGACUCCUCGCCGCUGAUGGAUUCUUUGGGAAACAUAAACCCAGACAUCCUUGAGGAUUUGGACUCCGACUCUGGUCUCUCCCUGGAGAGCAGCUCUGGAGGUGCGGUCUCCCCAGGCUCAUCCGAGAUGUCAUCGUCGUCCAGCUCGUGCGAAGAUGAAUGCGGAGCGACGGGUUACAGCAGCGAGGUGGAUUCCCUCCCCUUCAAGGGUGUUUUGGACCGUGCCACCGCGUGGCCCCGGGUGGAUCUCAGCGAGCGCGUGUGGCACGACCACAGCUACUCGUCUUCGGCCUUUUUGAACCUGCCACCGGUCACCCUCCCCCACAAAGGCAUCAAGGAGGAGCCUUCGAGCGAAGACGAGGGGCCCACUUUCGAGCAGCGGGAGAUGAGUCGCGACGAGCUACGCGCCCGCGCCAUGUGCAUCCCGUUUUCCGUCCUGGAGAUCGUCAACAUGCCCGUGGAGGAGUUCCUGGAGAUCGUCGACGGGCACGGCUUCUCCCCCGAACAGGUGACGCUUCUCCGGGACAUCCGGCGGCGGGGCAAGAACAAGCUGGCGGCGCAGAACUGCCGCAAGCGCAAACUGGAUGCCAUCACGGGGCUCCAGGAGGAGGUGGAGCGGCUCCACGCCCAGAGGGACCGGUUGCUGAGGGAGAAACAAAUCACGGCCAAGACCAUGGGGGCCGUGGGGCAGCAGAUACAGCAGCUCACCAGAGACGUCCUGGCUCGCCUGACGGAUGAUUCGGGACGGCCCCUGAACCCGGACCGAUUCACCCUGCAGUGCGGGGCCAACGGGAGGGUGGUGGUUCAGCCCGUGAGAAGGCCGGCCGUCUCCGCGUCGUCCAGCAAUAAAACGGACAAGAGGAAGAAGGGGAAAAAGCAAUGACGCGGUAUUUCUUUGUUCAACCUCAAGCGGAACUUUCUUGCCUUUCUCCGGCUGCGGGAUUGCCUUACCAAGGUCUGCGCGCGCGCGUGUCAAACCACUGCUGUUGGGGAGUGUUAUCAAGCUGCCAAAAAAGGAGAAACUCAUCAUCAAAAAAAAAAAAAGAUAAAAAUGACUCCUGGGGGGGGGGGGUAAAUGUAGCUUAUACACUGGACAUCCUAAGCUUAUUUCAGAUGAACACGUUGGAAGGAAAGUUUGUAUGCGACUCCCAAGUGAUGCAAACCACUCGCUUAGCGUGCCUGCAAAUAUCAAAAUGGAUCACAAAUGAAUGCUGGCCAGUCUCAGCUUACGUGUCAGCAUGGCCGGCCAGCCGAGAUUACGGGGACGUCUUGUUUGAAAUGCAUCCUCUCAGCGUCGCUGCGACUCCCAGCAGGUGUUUCAAGGCUGUAUUUAUUAAACCAUUUUGAAGUGCGAGAAAUGCUUUCACACGCAUCAAAAGCUGACAAAUGGCAGCAGGUUUUUUUUUUCUAUAAUUGCAACCAUAUCGUGGAAAGAGAAAUGGCAAAUGACAUAUCUGAUGUUUACAGACUUCUUUCGGAUUUUUGCAAGUGUGUGCUGUAUUCGAGUUUGAAAUAAGAUGAGAGAUUGUGUUGCUUAUGUCUUGAUGACAUCAACGGAAUACCAAUGAUUAAACUGACAAGGCCUUAAGUUGCAUUGGAUAGUUUGCGAUGUGCAUGAUCCACAAUUUGAAAUCAUCAUUAAUUGGUUUAAAGCACCAUUUGUACUCAUUUGAGAGAUUUGCCAGCAUUAUUUUCUACCUUUCCACCUGAGUUCAUUUUAAAACUUGAGGGGGGGGGGGGGGGGAAACGUUGAAAAAUAUAUUAAGUGCGCUUAACUAUCACUCCGGUCAUUGGUAAAAUGUCACUGAUCCUAAACUAUCCCCUUGAAGAUACAAUCACAUUUUAUGUUUGGGACCGUUUGAAAAGUAUUUAGUGAAGGUUGCUGUGUUCAAAAAGAAGAUCAAUAGAUUGGCAUCCACAAUUUAGUUGAUUCUUUCUUUGGUUCUCACAUUUUCCAUUUUUAUCUGCUUUAACCAAGUGUUUACUUUUUAAUUUGACUUGGUAUAAAAAUGUUCUCCCCCUCUUCUCUCCAUCAUUGCUGGCCAGAUGUCUUUGAUUGCAUGGUGUUGUUGGAUGUGCUAGUCUGUUUUCUUCUUGGGGGGACUUCAAGAUGGUUUCUGACAUGAUUCUGAUUAAAAAUAUAAACAAUG
Hippocampus zosterae (dwarf seahorse) is the source of this 3175-nucleotide messenger RNA. RefSeq names its product nfe2 like bZIP transcription factor 3 (gene nfe2l3). Lineage: Eukaryota; Metazoa; Chordata; Actinopteri; Syngnathiformes; Syngnathidae. Gene Ontology annotation, molecular function: DNA-binding transcription factor activity, RNA polymerase II-specific; RNA polymerase II cis-regulatory region sequence-specific DNA binding. Gene Ontology annotation, cellular component: nucleus. The coding region runs from base 1 to 1908 and encodes 635 amino acids. The transcript has 5 exons. The record is from RefSeq and is a predicted model, not a curated record. Gene Ontology annotation, biological process: regulation of transcription by RNA polymerase II.